Molecule: messenger RNA, 3897 nt
Organism: Parascedosporium putredinis
Lineage: Eukaryota; Fungi; Ascomycota; Sordariomycetes; Microascales; Microascaceae
Source: the annotation of a GenBank genome assembly
AUGUCAUUCGUGAUCAUCGAGGACUUAAAAACUGGACAGGUCACCUGGAAACCCAAUCGUCCCGGAGCGUUUCGAGUCCGCCCCGGCCAAAUCGUCAUGAAGUUCGGGGAGCAGCUGCGCGACAGCGUCAUCCCUGAGUAUCAGUGGAGCUACAUCGACUACGAUGGCUUGAAGCAGCUUCUGAAAAACCCCUCGGGGAGUCUCGCCACCCUUACCGACUCCAAAGGCAAGCAGUACACUGGCCGCCAAUGGGCUGACGAGGAUGAGACCAAGUUUGUCCGCAAGCUCGAUGCCGAGCUCGACAAGGUCUUCACCAAGAAGAAGGUCAAGUCCCUCGAGAUCACGCGCCGCAUCCAGGUCAGCGAGCGUCACGUUCAGGAUGUCGUCGGUCGCCUCAAUGACCGCGGUCCGACUAGCCCCGGCCCCGGCGAAGAGGAAUUCGUCGCCCUUGAGCAGGUCCUCAGCGAUGUGAUUACCGACGUCCACGACCUCGCCAAAUUCGUCCAAGUCAACUAUACUGGCUUCUACAAAAUCAUCAAGAAGCACGAUGUGAGUGAACGCGAAGCCUUUUAUAAAGGCGAUUAUGAUGCCUCCAUUGUCAAGCUCUCCAAGCUGUACGACCUCGUCCGGACCCGUGGAAACCCGGUCAAGGGAGACAGUGCUGCGGGAGGUUCACAGGGCAACUUUGUCCGUAGCACGACAAAGUACUGGGUCCACCCCGACAACGUCAUGGCCGUCAAGCUCAUCAUCCUCAAGCACUUGCCCGUCUUGGUCUUCAACCCCAACAAGGAGUUUGAGGCCAAGGACUCGGCCAUCACCUCCAUCUACUACGACAACCCCGACACGUGGGAUCUCUACGAGGGUCGCCUGAAGAAGACUGAGGGCGCCGAAGCUAUCCGCCUUCGAUGGUAUGGCGGCAUGGACAGCGAUACUAUAUUCGUUGAGCGCAAGACUCACCGAGAAGACUGGACCGGCGAGAAGUCAGUCAAGGCCCGAUUUGCUACUAAGGAGAAGAAUAUCAAUGCCUACAUGCGAGGCGACCUGUUGCCCGUCGCCCUAUUCCAAAAGGCCAGGAAGGAUCGGAAACGUCCCGCCAAAGCCAUCGACGAGGAUGAGGCUCUUGCUAGCGAGGUUCAGUGGUCUGUUCUUAAGCACAAGUAUAGGCCCGUCUGCCGGUCUUUCUAUAACCGUACCGCUUUCCAGCUUCCCGCCGAUGCCCGGGUGCGUAUCUCGCUAGACACCGAACUCACAAUGGUCCGGGAGGACAACCUUGACGGAGUAAAGCGAUCGGGGGAUAACUGGCGGCGCAUGGAUAUCGGCAUCGAUUACCCCUUCUCCCAAUUACCGGCCUCCGACGUUGUCCGAUUCCCUUAUGCGGUUCUCGAAGUCAAGCUGCAGACCCAGCACGGCCAAGAGCCUCCCGCGUGGGUGCGCCAAUUGAUUUCGAGUCACCUCGUCGAAGCCGUGCCAAAGUUUUCCAAGUUCAUUCACGGGUGCGCAUGCCUUUUCCCUGACAGGAUCAAUCUCCUUCCAUACUGGAUGCCCCAGAUGGAUAUCGACAUCCGCAAACCCGAGACGCACGACUUUGGCAUCAGCCGACCUGGUAUGGCGGCCACCACCACGGACGAUGACGACGACGACGACGAUGAUGAUGAUGACGACGAUACUGUAUCAGACUCCGAUGACGAGGAAGACCUCAGGCAACUUGAGCUGCGUCGUCAUGGGGGCACCAACGGCGAGUCGAGUCGCCAAGCAGUAGGAAGGAACUCGAGCCGUCCACUAGCGACUGACUUUGAAGAUCAGACGAGAGAGAAUCCCGACCUUGAUGACGCGUAUCCCAUUUACGAUUCGGACGACGAGUACGAUGGCGACUUCGCUUUGGAAGAGGCUCGGCGCGUAGGAGGCUGGACGUACUACUCGACCCUCAUCUCAACCCAAGCGCACAGAGCCAAGAAUACGGUUUUACGUUCAACGCUUAGGGCCUUGGGAAGUGUGGCGGACGCGCGGACUAGCCGUAUCGAGCGCAGUGAACGCCUGCGUUUGAUGUUCGGAAACGAUGAGAUUGUGACCAAGAAGUUCAAGGCUCCUCCGGGCAAGAAGAUUUACGUCCCGGUCCGCGUGGAACCCAAGGUUUACUUUGCGGCAGAGAGGACUUUCCUUGGCUGGCUCGAGUACUCCAUCUACAUCAGCACGAUUGCGGCCACGCUACUCAACUUUGGAUCCAGAUCCAAACCGCUCACCCUUCUAGUGCCCGCCCUUUACACUCUGGUGGCUGUCAUGUGUCUUCUGUACUCCAUCUUCGUAUACUUGUACAGGAGUAAGGCUAUCCGGGAGCGAAGGGUUGCAAAGUACCACGAUAGAUGGGGCCCUACGGUACUCUGCCUGUCUCUCCUCGGGGCCGUCAUUGUUAAUUUUCCGGAAUCCGAGCCCGGAAGAUGCCUGCCUCCCUUUAGCAAAUACGGCAUCACCAUGUACCUCCCGACGUGGGACAUGAUCUUGCGGCUGCGGGACGGCGAUCCGGCCGUUGCCUCGAAGCUCCAGAAUAUAUACCCGCGGUUUACUCCGUUUGGGGACGUCCGCGCCCUAAUUGACGCCCUCGGCGAGAAGUUCGGCGUGGCCCCCGGUUCCGCAGGCUUCGCCUUCACCGCGCCCCAAAUGCUCUCCAUCGUCCGCGCCUACGGCCUCGCCGAAGCCCGGGGCGAGUUCCGCCUCGCUCCGCAAGACCUCACCUUCAAGUGCGCCGACGUCGGCGGGAGCCGGCUCUACCUAGCGUACUUUCCCCGGGCCAAGACCAAGGGCGUCGCCGCCGCGUGGCAGGAGCCGGGCCUAGGCCUGUCCACGCGUCUGGCCGAGUCCCUCCUCAAGCACGUCGCCUCGGCCGCCGAGGUCGGGUGCGAUUGGGCGAGCCCGCCGCCGCCGGCCUACGUGGCCGAGACGCCGUCGCACGCGCGCCUCAGGGAGAGGCUGUGCGAGUACGUGCACAGGGCCGCCAUCGAGCCGGCCGAGGUUGCGGCCACCCCGGCCGACGUGUUCCUCUACCCGACGGGCAUGGCGGCCAUCUACUACGUCGACAGCCACAUCGCGGCCUACCGCGACGGGACCGUCGUCGCCCUCGGCUCCCUCUUCAACAACACCAUCCAGCUCCUACGGGAGACGCACGGCUCUCGACUUCGACAUUUUCCCCACGUCGACGACGCCGGCCUCUCUGCCUUGGACACCUGGCUCCGCGCCGAAAAGGACGCCGGCCGCGCCGUCCGCUACGCCAUCAUCGAGUUCCCCAGCAAUCCCGUCCUCGUGAGCGCCGACCUCGGACGCGUGCGCGAUCUCGCCCGCGCCCACGACUUCAUCCUCAUCGUAGACGAUACGAUUGCCUCCUUUUCCAACGCCGACCUCUUGCCCGCGUGCGACCUUCUCGUCUCCUCCCUCACCAAGUCCUUUAGCGGAUACGCCAACGUCAUGGGAGGCUCCACCAUCCUGAAUCCCCUCUCCCCGCACUACCCGGCUCUGAGCGCCGCGUACGCCGCCGGUUUCCACAACGAAGUUUUCGGCCCCGACGUCGACGUCCUCCUUUCCAACAGCGAGGACUACCUCGCGCGUUCCGCCAAGCUGGGCGCCAACGCCGCCCUCCUCGCCCGCCACCUGCGCGACGCCGCCGCGCGCCCUCAUCCCCGGUUCUAUCCCGGGCCCCACUUGGGUGCGCACAAGUCGCUUUCCUUGUGCUAUGGUGCCCUUGCUUUCGGCAAGGACGAACAGGAGAAGGCGUUUCAGGCUGAUUUUGGCGUCCUGGAAGAGGCAGUGAGGAUAUCCGUAGGCCUGGAGGAAUGGGAUGAUUUGAGAGACACGGUAGACGUGGCGCUCAAGGCCGCGACCGACGUAGUAAACGGAGCAGGGUCGUAG